CAGCUCUUGUGCUGUACUCGGAAGUGAAUAAGAAUGAAGAGAGAAGGGCUGUGAAAGAAGCUAAAGAUAGAUGAGGAGAUGGGUUGAGCGGCUUCAAACUCAUCUUACACCCGGAAUCAACUCUCCUGUCUGUACACUGUUCGUUUAGUGUAGUAAAAGCAGCAACGCUCGCCGGGGACGUUCUUCUGUCAGCAUGCCUGCUAAAGCAAAACAGCAUCGUUAAGGAAGAGAUUAAACAAAUAUAAAGAGUAUUAAACAUAAACAUUUAACGUUACAACAACGAGCGCCGUCUGUAACUCUCAGUGAGCAGCCUUUGAGGAGAAGAGACUCAUGCACUUUAUCAGGACUGAGUGUUCAGGGUUCAGAAUGCCACUGUGAUUUGGAAAUGUCUCUGAUCCUCUGCCAUGCUGAAGACCCCAUACUGUGUUGCAUUUGUAAAUAUGAGACUGUUGUUAAAUACAGUGCAUGCAUGUCUAAGUCUGCUGCCACCCUGAAGUUCAUGAUGGAUCUCUCCAUGACUGUCUUAAGAGUGUGGGAGUGAACCCUUGGGUAUUUGAGCACGAUGGAGGGAGACAUGGCUGUACAAUGGGAUACAAUAGAGCCGCCCGUUGCUUCUCUGGCCAGUCCAUGUUAUGGAAAUGACAGCCAUGUGAUAUCGUCGCAAGGACCUGAGUGUGAACAUGAGACGGUUGAUGAUUUUGAUUGUGAAUUCCCUGAUGAAGACUUUGAUUUGGACGUAGACGAGAUUGAAGAGCAAAAUACCAAAACUGAGGAUUUUAAUGAUGAUCAGCUGCAAGAUGGGAUUUCUGAGAAAGACAUGGAGAAAUGUGAAAGAGGAGGAAAAGUUGAAUUAGAGAAUGCGUUUAGAGACAAUGGAGAGACUAGAACUCGCAAUGCUGGAACUGGUAGGAAAGGAAAGUCCAGAAAGGGUGGAUCAGGGCAGGGGCCUUGCGAUCAAACCCCAUCAUGGACUUCUCCAUCCUUCAUGUCUCAUAAAUCCUUGCUUGCGUCCUCUGGGCCCAGCAGACACAAGCAGGUGAAGCGACGAAACCACCAUCUGCACAAUCACAGCCGCGUACGACAGAAGAACGGGAUCCAGCUGGUCAUGGUGUGUUGGGAUUUCCUGGCAGAUUUCGUCAGCCCCUGGUGCAUUUCCUGCAUCCAUAUGGUGGUGGAGCUCAUCAUCUCUUUGACCCACCGCUGUGGGGUUGCUGUUGAAUCAUCUGCACUUGCACUAUACCACUUUGGAACACACAUGCUUUACAAAGUGACAGAUAUUCCAGGCAUGACGCGAGAUUUGAGGCGACUCCUGGACUGGAGCUGGUGUUCAGGUGUGGCUUUAGUAGAGGGCAUUGGCAGGUCUGUGCGUUGGGCUCGACAUCCUCUUCUUUCCAGUUUGAGAUUUGUUUGUGCCACACUAAGCUCUGGCUCUCAGAUGAUGAGGUGUGUUGUGGGAAGGCUGGCAGGAGAGAGAGGCAGGAAAUGGUGGCUUGCCCUCCAGAGCAGCAGGGUUUGGAGGAAAGUGUCGGACCUGACCAUGAGGAUUCAUGGGUGUUUCUUUAAAAAAGGCGUCAUGAGUGAAAGCUCAAACCCAGAGUCUCCCGACAGGGGGGCAGACAGGUGGCAACCUGGCGAAGAACUGCAGAGACUGCUGGCACUAGCAAAGAUCCCUGAAGAGGAGCUGGACCCAUUUAAUGUUCUUGGAGUGGAUAUUCAUGCCACUGAAUCAGAGCUCAAGAGAGCUUACAGACAGCUGGCAGUACAGGUUCAUCCAGACAAAAACAAGCACCCAGGUGCUGGUGAGGCCUUUAAGGUGUUAAGAGCAGCGUGGGACAUUGUCAGUAACCCCGAGACUCGGCGAGAGUAUGAAUUGAAGCGUAUGGCAGCGACAGAGCUUUCAAAAUCCAUGAAUGAGUUCCUGACUAAACUGCAGGAUGACCUGAAAGAAGCCAUGAACACAAUGAUGUGCACUAAAUGUGAGGGCAAGCACAAGCGCUUCGAGAUGGACCGUGAGCCUGGUGAGGCCCGGUUCUGUGCUGAAUGUAGUAAGUGGCACAGCGCCGAGGAGGGAGACCUGUGGGCUGAAUCUAGUAUGCUGGGACUGCGCAUCACAUACUUCGCCUUCAUGGAUGGCAAAGUCUUUGACAUCACUGAGUGGGCAGGCUGUCAGCGAAUAAGUAUCUCUCCAGACAUGCAUCGCGUGCCAUAUCACAUCUCCUUUGGCUCGAAAGGUAGCAGCGGCACCAGCCGCCACAGAUCCCCCCCAGAUCACGCACCAGGUGGAGGCUCACCUGCAGACCUGCAGGACUUCUUCAACCGCUUCUUCCAGGGUGGAGCUCCCAGUGACAUGUCUGCUAACGGAGGAUUCUUCCCAACAGGAAACCCGCCUCAUCAUUCCUCGGGAGCAGCUGCAGGGACCUCAACAACGUUUUCAGGAUCUUCUCCACAAACAGGGUUCUUUAGUCCAGGGGCCCAACGGGGCGACCCCAGCGAACACUGGACUGACGGAGGAAAGCCCCCACGCCGACGCAAGAAAGUCCGCAAGCCAUUCCAGCGCUGAGAAAUGCAAUAUUAUACAGAGAUGGAGUACUGUCUGGUGCCAUGUUUUGACAUGAUAUUGGCCAACUAGUGCAACAAAACGAGGAUGGAAUCUUUCGACCUCUGUUGAGCAUUUAAGUGUUGGCGCUUUGAAGCUUCCUGAUACAGAAUGAAAUGGCAAGAUCAAAUUUCAUGGAGGAGCAAUCAAAGAAGGAUGCAAGAAGAAGAUCUUUGCUGUUUCAUGUUUGAAGUCCUUUUUCAUUUUUUUCUCUUUUUUUUUUUUGUCACAAAUUAACCUACAUUCAAGCAUCUCAAAUAACAUUCUUUGAAGAAACAGAAGGACUCAUGAGUCAUGAGUAGAUUUCCUGGUAUAUCUGAAGAAUAGUUGACCCAAUGUUAAAAAUUGUCACUAUUUAUUCACCUGCAUGUUGUUCCAAGCCUUUAUGCCUUAUUUUUGCUUUGAAUCUUCUCAGAGCUUUUUUUUCAGUAGAAGGUCAAGCUCCAGGACAAACAAAAAAUACCCAACAUUAUAACAUUAUAGACCAUGUGACUUAAGUAUGCUACAUUUUAAGUCUUCUAAAGACGUCAGUUAGCUUUGUGCGACAACAAAAUACCCGAAUUUAAGCUGUUCACUGAUUAUGUUCUUCUCCAGCAUAGCUAUUAAAUUUGGCCCAGGUUUGAUUUGAUGGUCAUGUGAUACAUGAUAACCAAUGGUGUUUAGUAUUAACAAGCUCAAACCUUUCGUAGUCCAUUUCUGAGUCUCAGUGGAGGGGAGCUUUAGUAGCAAAUAAAAGUUUCCUUUUGUUUUUGAGAUUGAUCGACCUGGUUACUAUGAACCACAUGAAGAUUCUUGCCCCCCAACCCCCUCCCAGAAAAAAAAAAAAAUAUUUGUUUGAGUAAAAAAAAAGAGAGUUUGAAAAGACAUGAGGCUAAUAGUGGAAUUUUUAUUUUUGGGUGAAGUUUUACUUUAAAGAUGUUUGGUUUUGUCAGGUUUGAAAUGGUGAAUCUGAUGGAAAAUGUUCACAGUGUGGCUGAAUGUUUUGUAAUGUAUGAACACAUAAGGAUUAAUGUGACCUCAGGGAUGACUUUCUCCUCAUCUGCUAUUAGUAAGAGAACAGAAAGAAGACGUAGCUGAAAUUUCCAGAUGCUCCUGGUGUUACCGUAUAGAGCUCAUGCAAUCCCGAGGAAUUGUUUUACCAGUUCCUCAAGCAGUUCAUAUUAAAACCAGAUUUAAUUUUGUUUCAUUGUUUAAAUCACUUGUUUAGGAGAGAAUUACUUUAAAUAUCUACAAAUAUUUUAUUGUAGAAAAAAAAAAAAAAAAAAACCUCAACAUGGGUUAAUAUUCCAGAGACUGAUCAUCAGCUACUCACUUAAUCUGAAUGAAGUUUUGGAUCAGAAGAUGAAAGAAUCGAGAGGGAUUUUCUGCUAACUGGAGCUCUUGGCUGAUUUGGUUUGUGUUUGUUUAUGUAGUGCAUCUCUGGAGCUGGAAGAGCCUCCAAUGUGCACUGUAUUUAGAAUAAGGGGGAAAAAAAGGAUACCAGUCAAAAUUUAAACGAGCUGAAGCACACAUGUAGCGGUGUGUGAAUCUUAAAUGUCUGAAUGGAUAUAUUUUGAAGUCUAAAAAGGGUUUGAUGUGAAAACCCCAGAGCCCCCCUUUAUGAGGAAGUCCUCUUGUCACUUUUGACCACUUUUUUAACACUCAGGAACCAUUUUAAAAGAGAGUUGCUUCCUUCAUCCACGGGAGCCAUCAUUCCAGGCCAACAGAACCUGCAAUGUCCAAACCUGACGUCUUUGGCUCAUGACAUCAUGGGCAGCGUUUUCUUUAUUUUACAGUAGACCCAAAAUACUUCACGACACAACUGCUUUCCCUCUGUACAGCUGAACAUAAAAGCGUACUAAUACAUACCUGUUCAUUUUCAUAUGUUCUCAACUUCUCAGAAAUGCUUUCAGGAACUUCCUGUUCAGUUUUACUUAAAAGUCCUGAUAAAGGAUCUUGUUUAACAACAGAAAUCCCCAGAAUAUUAAAGAGACUCCAGAAUUAUA
Cyprinus carpio (common carp) is the source of this 4581-nucleotide messenger RNA. It is a transcript of the gene dnajc14, whose product is annotated as DnaJ heat shock protein family (Hsp40) member C14. Gene Ontology annotation, molecular function: dopamine receptor binding. The record is from RefSeq and is a predicted model, not a curated record. NCBI's taxonomy places the organism in Eukaryota, Metazoa, Chordata, Actinopteri, Cypriniformes, Cyprinidae.